AUGGAUGUAUUCAAUUUCACCUACUGGAAUGCCUCUGAAGGCAAUGACACAGAAGUUGUGGAAGAGAACGAGAGCGCCUACAAAACUGUGGAGGUGGUGUUCAUCGUGUUGGUGGCCGGUUCCCUCAGUUUGGUCACAGUCAUUGGAAAUAUCCUGGUUAUGCUUUCCAUCAAAGUUAAUAGGAACUUACAGACUGUCAACAACUAUUUUUUAUUCAGCCUUGCAUGUGCUGACCUAAUUAUCGGACUGUGCUCGAUGAACUUGUACACAGUCUACAUAGUAAUAGGGUACUGGCCCUUGGGGCCGGUGGUGUGCGACUUGUGGUUGGCCCUGGACUAUGUUGUCAGUAAUGCGUCUGUCAUGAAUCUUCUCAUCAUCAGCUUUGACAGAUAUUUCUGUGUCACCAAGCCCCUCAGCUACCCUGUCAAAAGGACCACCAAGAUGGCAGGAAUGAUGAUUGCUGCCGCCUGGGUUCUCUCUUUCAUCCUCUGGGCACCGGCCAUCCUCUUCUGGCAGUUCAUCGUCGGUGGGCGGACAGUGCCUGAGAAGGAGUGUUACAUUCAAUUCUUCUCUAAUGCAGCAGUCACUUUUGGCACUGCCAUCGCCGCCUUUUACCUGCCCGUCAUCAUCAUGAUUCAGCUGUACUGGCAGAUCUCCAGAGCGAGCAAGAGCCGUGUGAAGAAGGAUAACCGUAAGCCUUCGGCAGCCAAUCCAGCGCCAGUGUCACCUGACCAGAGGAGGAACAACACGCCAAAACCCAACAAUAACAAUGUACCAGGGGAACCCACAGGACGUUCCCCGAGCCAGCAUGCUGAGGAUGGAGCCAAUCAUAAUGAUGGAAAGCUGCAAAAUGGCAAAGGACCUUCCUCCACCACUGCUGAUGGAGAAACUGAGGCUGAAGACCCCACAAGGGAGACCCUCGCUCCUGGAGAAGAGAAGGAGAGCUCCAAUGAUUCAACAUCUGGAAGCGUGGCUGUGUCCAAUCAGAAGGACGAUGAGGCAGUUCCCCCUACUGCAAACUCCAGCGCAGAGACGAGCCAACCGCCCCCACGUCAGCGAGCAAAGGCAGGUGGCUCCAAGCUGACCUGCAUCAAGAUCAAGACAAAGUCCCCAAAGGGUGACUGCUACACGCCAUCCAACGCCACCGUUGAGAUCGUCCCAGCCACAGAGCGGCAGAAUCACGUGGCGCGGAAGAUUGUGAAAAUGACGAAGCAACCGCCCAACAAGAAGAAGAAAGCAGCACCAUCACGGGAGAAAAAAGUGACCCGAACCAUCAUGGCCAUCCUGGUAGCUUUCGUAGCCACCUGGACUCCUUACAACGUGAUGGUGCUCAUUAACACCUUCUGCUCCAGCUGCAUCCCCAGCACAAUGUGGACUAUUGGUUACUGGCUGUGCUACAUCAACAGCACCAUCAAUCCGGCCUGCUACGCCCUGUGCAAUGUCACAUUUAAAAAGACAUUCAAACAUCUCCUCCUCUGCCAGUAUAAAAAUAUUAGGUCAGCCAGAUAA
Notolabrus celidotus (New Zealand spotty) is the source of this 1509-nucleotide messenger RNA. RefSeq names its product cholinergic receptor, muscarinic 2a (gene chrm2a). Bases 1 to 1509 code for a protein of 502 amino acids. Gene Ontology annotation, molecular function: G protein-coupled acetylcholine receptor activity. Gene Ontology annotation, biological process: regulation of heart contraction; adenylate cyclase-activating adrenergic receptor signaling pathway. The record is from RefSeq and is a predicted model, not a curated record. The transcript has a single exon. NCBI's taxonomy places the organism in Eukaryota, Metazoa, Chordata, Actinopteri, Labriformes, Labridae. Gene Ontology annotation, cellular component: plasma membrane.